This is a messenger RNA of Physella acuta, 3025 nucleotides long. RefSeq names its product protein CIP2A homolog. Lineage: Eukaryota; Metazoa; Mollusca; Gastropoda; Physidae. The record is from RefSeq and is a predicted model, not a curated record.
AAAAUCUUACUUUAUUUAUAUACUUGAAUAUGGAGCCCACGAAUUGUAUCAAAGAAGUUUUAAGAGCUGCAAAUCAGUAUACUCAUAAUAAUGGACAGCUAGCAUAUCUGCUUCGACAAUUAGAGGCUCUUCAGACAAUAUCAUCAAGAUCAAGUUAUAUUCGUCAACUUCAUUCUAUAGAUCUUGUGGAAUUGGCUGACUGUUUGACAUUCCUUGUAGAUGUAAUAAGGGAAGAGCAUGGACAGAUAGAAUUGAUGCAGCGGGUCAUACAAAUUUUGCUUAACUUUUCUCAUGAUGAUUAUGUCAGGAAACUGUUGUUUGAAACAUAUAGUCUCCACACACACUUAGCAGCAGUCAUUGUUGCCUACAGUGGUUUGACAGAAGAGGAAAACACUUUAGCAGAGGCUCUUCAACUACUUCAAAGAAUAACAUAUGGUUAUCGUAUUGACUACUAUCAACCUAACAUGGAUGAUCUUUUAAAGUUCAUUAUAAACAACAUCCUCAACAAUACAGAAGCAUUUAUUUCUUCGUCAUUGGGGACACUAGCAAAUUUGUGUAGAAAUAAUUUCCUAGUGCAGUCAACCAUCAGAAAUAUGUAUCAGUCUGAUUUUAAGAAAAUAUUAAGAGCUCUGUGCAACUUUUUUGAUAAUCAAGACCAAAGCUUGGUUAUUUUCUCACUUCGUAUCUUCACAAGCUUAUGUUUGAAUGAAAGUGAGGGUCAAAAGCUUUUCUUUGAGAGCAAUAAUGUGGAACAGACUAUGCAAGCAAUAUUUGGCGUUCUGAAAAAUAGCUUUAAGACAAUAGCAUGGAAAUAUGCUGCAGACCUACUUACAGAUUUAAUUCGACACCCACAAAUGCAGAUCUGUAUAAACAAAUAUCGCCAUUUGUCAAGGUGUAUGAAAGAUAUCCUCUUGUUAUUACCUGCUGGCUCAGAUGAAACUGCUGCUGAGAUGUUUGAACUUCUUCUCAGUCUCUGCACUGUGCCAUCUAUUCGGCAAUGUAUAAACUCAAGCCUUUUUACACCACUGGCCCAAGGAAAAGUUUCAGCAACAGAAAUGUCAGAAGUCCAACAAACUGCCUUAAAACCUGACACUAACAUAUUAUUGUGCUGUAUACAUUGGGCAGCACAAGAACCAAAUCUAAGAAGCAGAGCACCAUGUUUAGCUUUGGAUUUUCUUUUUGAAACUUGCCAAGAUAGUAUUUGUAGUACAGAAAGCUAUCCAGUUCAUUUGUUGACUCCAGUGUUUACAGAUUUUCUAACCCGACCAGACCAGACAAACUCUCCAGAAAAAACUGUUCGUAUCAUCAAGAUUUUAAAUGUGUUGUGUUCAAAGAAACAGAGCAAAGAUACAAUAAGCACAUUAUUAACACUAGAUAGUAUGGCCAACCUCCUUGAGAAACAGCUGUCCGCUGCAUCCUCAUACUUACCAGAAAGUGUAGAAAGAGAAGAGAGUACUCAGUGUGGACUAUUAACUUUGGAUCUUGCAUGGAAAUUACGGAAAUGUAUUCAAGGACUUUCAGAAUGUUUGAAGGAAGUACUGAAGUCUCCAAGAAUGAUGGGCUUAAUUGCUGUUGGUCUUAUGUCUACAUGUCAAGAUCAUGUAGAAAUUGCAUUACGGCUUAUGUGUUUUGUCAUGGGAUUUGAAGAUGCCACACCUGACAUAAGCCUAUGUGGUACAGUUGCAUGCUUAAAUAAACAAAAAGAGUCACUAAAACGUAGCAGAAAAAAUAGUGAAACAAUAGGAAAACAGGCAAUAAUUUCCAGCAGUGUACUUGAAAGCAAGGAAAACAGAGUCCAACCACUUACUAGCACAUCUUAUGCCCAGGUGGAAAAUAAAAGCAAAGGAAAUUCUAAGAACGAAACAAGUUAUGAUAAGAAUGAUUUAUCAUUAGAGAGUUUAAUUGAAAUGGAAAGCAUUACGGAGUCAAAAGAACCUAAAGUAGUAGAAAUAGUUGAAGUUUUUGAGCAUCAUAUAAAAUCUCUGCAGAUAAAAGAGGAGCACCUAAAUAAUCUGCUGGAGGCCAGUUUAGCUCUUACACAAGCUGAUCGAGUAAUUGCACAGCUUAGAGCUACCAAGGUUUCCCAUUCUGCUGAGAUGAAAAAGCUACAAAAUAUUUUGAAAGAAUCAGAAAGGAAGACGGAACACAUCAUGUCACAGAUGAAUGAAGCAAAGAUAAAUGCAGAUAAAAUACAGGAACAAUAUGAAAAACAAUUAUCUAGUUUUAAGGAAGAAAUGGAUGCCUUGAAUAAAGAAAAAGAUGAAGCAAGUGAAAAAUGUCUGGAAUUGGAAGAGACUAUAAUGGCUUGUAAAAGAGAGAAUAAGACAUUAUUAAAUAUGAAGGAAGCUCUGCAAGAAGCUCAUGAAGUAUUGAAAGACCAGUAUGACAUGUUAUCUAACCAGUGCUAACAACUAGAAGAAGAGAGAAAAUCUUUGUCUAAACAACUCAAAGAAAAAGAUGCUUCGUUACAAAAAAUAAAUUCAACAUUGCAAGUACUGCAGAGCAAGUAUGAUGAUACUGAAAAAGAACGUUCUGAGCUUGAAAAAGAAAAAGAAGAUAUAGAAGCUUAUGUAGAUAAGUUGAGAAACCAACUCAGCACAAGUGAAAACUCUUGCCGCCAGCUACAACAGAGGGCAACAACCUUGGAGGGAAUCAACCAAGAACAAGUUGAGAAGAUAAAACAAAAAACUGAUAAAAUAUCUGAACUGGAAGCUGAACUAGAAAAGCAUAAUCAAAUUCUAACUUUUAUUAACAAUAUGCAACUCAAAUCAACAGGAAAUAAAAAAUAAACUAAAAUUGUUUAUACAUUAAUACUUGCAAAAAUAAAACAUUGUUCUUUGAAGCUAUACACUGUAUAAUCUGUAUAUGUAAUUAGCAUUUUGUUUUUAAAACUGCUGUUCAGUAUUUUGUGUAGGUGACCAUGCAUCAGAGCUUACAUUAACUGACAUACUGGAAGUAAAAAAAAAAUAGUGUAAAAUGGUGUCUUUUAAAACUGUUCAUUGUAUAUUUUUAAUUGACAAUUAAA